AGCGAGAGAAAGAGAGAGAGAGAGAGGAGUUUAAACUAAGAGCUAUGUUUUGGGACGGAGUAAUCUGCUAGAGAGCAGUGUGCGGAUCGGAGCGCAUUGUGAGAGUGAGUGUGCGGGGGACAGAUAAGGAAAAGAAGCCCGCCAGCCUGGCUGCUUGUUUUAAUGUGCUGACUCUGGGGAGAUAAAAAAAAGAAAAAAUAUUGACUCUUCAGUCGUGUGCCGAGAGCCAGGGCACGAGCGCCACAUUUAACAAGAGGUGCACCGCAAAAAAAGAGGAAAAAAGAGAAAAAAACAGGGCGCAAGGGGGGACAAAAUACAUCCGCAGCGCAAAACAGCACGUUUUAGCGGAUUUUUUAACCCUCUGUUUUUUCUUCUUUUUUUUAACCUGUUUUCUUUUUUCCUUUCUUUUUUUCCUCCUUUCCUUUGCUGGGACCGAUUCCCGUUUCCGGUAGAGAGAAAAAAGAGAGAGAAGGGAGACUUCCACUGACGGACAGCCACAAGAGUGAGUGAACGAGAAGCGAAAAGGGACGAGAGACAACCAAAAAAAAAAAAGAGAGAAAACAAUCACAACAAGAAAAGAAGAUGUUCGAAAUCAGCCGAACACUGAAUGCCGCUUUGUUGAGCAAUGAGUAUCUGAAGAUGAUGGUAAGGUACUCCCAGUAUUCGGCACUAGCCCAGGCUGAAGGCUCCGUCCCGGGCAUGGGCUCCCUGCUUUUGCCCCACGAUCCAUCCAGCCAGCAGCCGGGGGCCAGGUCACUGGGGGGAUCGACAGAGACUCAGUGGCGUCAGGCAGACUUGCCGCAGCUCCAGGGCUGGGCUGACAAAGGACUGCUGACACAGCCAAAGAUGAUAAUCAGCAACAUGGAGCCUCAGGUGACAAAUGGGCCGAAUCCGGCCACAGCCAACGGUCCCUCGAGCAACAGUCGCAGCUGCCCAUCGCCCAUGCAGACCAGCGGCUCCAAUGACGACAGCAAGACCAACCUUAUCGUCAACUACCUGCCCCAGAACAUGACCCAGGAGGAGUUCCGCAGCCUCUUCGGCAGCAUUGGAGAAAUCGAGUCCUGCAAGCUGGUCCGCGACAAGAUCACAGGACAGAGCCUUGGAUAUGGUUUUGUCAACUACAUUGACCCAAAGGACGCAGAGAAAGCCAUCAACACGUUAAAUGGACUCAGACUUCAAACCAAAACUAUCAAGGUGUCAUACGCACGGCCCAGCUCAGCUUCUAUCCGUGACGCUAACCUGUACGUGAGUGGGCUGCCUAAAACCAUGACCCAGAAAGAGCUGGAGCAGCUCUUUUCCCAGUAUGGACGAAUCAUUACCUCCCGCAUCCUCGUCGACCAGGUCACAGGCCCUGCAGGUGGCUCACGCGGGGUGGGCUUCAUUCGCUUUGAUAAGAGGAUAGAGGCAGAGGAAGCCAUCAAGGGUCUGAACGGACAGAAGCCCUCCGGAGCAGCAGAACCCAUCACAGUGAAGUUUGCCAACAACCCCAGCCAGAAGACCAGCCAGGCCCUCCUCUCCCAGCUCUACCAGUCCCCCAACCGCCGCUAUCCCGGCCCCCUGCACCACCAAGCCCAGAGGUUCAGGCUGGACAAUUUGCUUAAUAUGGCCUAUGGCGUUAAGAGGUUCUCUCCCAUCACCAUAGAUAGCAUGACCAGUCUAGUAGGGAUGAAUAUUCCUGGACACACCGGCACGGGCUGGUGCAUCUUCGUCUACAACCUGUCUCCAGACUCAGACGAGAGCGUCCUGUGGCAGCUCUUUGGGCCGUUCGGCGCCGUCAACAACGUCAAAGUGAUUCGCGACUUCAACACCAACAAGUGCAAGGGGUUCGGUUUUGUCACCAUGACAAACUACGAUGAAGCGGCCAUGGCCAUCGCUAGUCUGAAUGGGUACCGGCUGGGAGACCGCGUAUUGCAGGUGUCCUUCAAGACCAACAAGACCCACAAGUCCUGAACUCCCUCUCCACUCUCGUGUAGCCCCGUAAAAAAGAAAAAAAAAACACCACUACUAACAAACACCCACCUCAGCCCACACAGCUAGCCUACUCCAAACAGGAACACAAACAACCAACAAACCAACUAAAGAGAAC
Pygocentrus nattereri (red-bellied piranha) is the source of this 2086-nucleotide messenger RNA. RefSeq names its product ELAV like neuron-specific RNA binding protein 4 (gene elavl4). The coding region runs from base 583 to 1950 and encodes 455 amino acids. The record is from RefSeq and is a predicted model, not a curated record. NCBI's taxonomy places the organism in Eukaryota, Metazoa, Chordata, Actinopteri, Characiformes, Serrasalmidae. The transcript is spliced from 9 exons. Gene Ontology annotation, cellular component: ribonucleoprotein complex. Gene Ontology annotation, molecular function: RNA binding.